GCCCCCAGGAGACCUAAGAUAUGGCACCCAAGAAGGCCAGGAGAAAGGCAGUGGCAGAGGGCGGAAGCUCCAAUGUCUUCUCCAUGUUCGAUCAGACCCAGAUCCAGGAGUUCAAGGAGGCCUUCACAGUAAUUGACCAGAAUCGUGAUGGCAUUAUCGACAAGGAGGACCUGCGGGACACCUUCGCAGCCAUGGGGCGUCUCAAUGUGAAGAAUGAGGAGCUAGAUGACAUGAUGAAGGAAGCCAGUGGGCCCAUCAACUUCACUGUCUUCCUGACCAUGUUUGGGGAGAAGCUCAAAGGUGCCGACCCUGAGGAUGUGAUCACUGGAGCCUUCAAGGUCCUGGACCCUGAGGGGAAGGGCACCAUCAAGAAGCAGUUCCUGGAGGAGCUGCUUACCACGCAGUGUGACCGCUUCACCCGCGAAGAGAUCACGAAUAUGUGGGCGGCCUUCCCCCCCGACGUGGGCGGCAACGUAGACUACAAGAACAUAUGCUACGUCAUCACGCAUGGCGACGCCAAGGACCAGGAGUAGCGGACCCUCUUAGGCCUCUGCUGGGCAACGCC
This is a messenger RNA of Globicephala melas (long-finned pilot whale), 565 nucleotides long. RefSeq names its product myosin light chain 11 (gene MYL11). NCBI's taxonomy places the organism in Eukaryota, Metazoa, Chordata, Mammalia, Artiodactyla, Delphinidae. Gene Ontology annotation, biological process: skeletal muscle tissue development. The record is from RefSeq and is a predicted model, not a curated record. Gene Ontology annotation, molecular function: calcium ion binding. Gene Ontology annotation, cellular component: cytoplasm.